Beauveria bassiana ARSEF 2860 is the source of this 1791-nucleotide messenger RNA. Its product is annotated as adenosine/AMP deaminase. Gene Ontology annotation, molecular function: adenosine deaminase activity. Lineage: Eukaryota; Fungi; Ascomycota; Sordariomycetes; Hypocreales; Cordycipitaceae. Bases 1 to 1791 code for a protein of 596 amino acids. The record is from RefSeq and is a predicted model, not a curated record. Gene Ontology annotation, biological process: adenosine catabolic process; inosine biosynthetic process. The transcript has 4 exons.
AUGACUUUCGACACUUCAUUGCUGCAACAGCUGCAUGAGGACUCAACUGACGACAAGCAAACCGCACAGGCAGUACUCGAAGCGACGCAUGAAAUGAGUCAGUUUCGUGCCCCUCUCAAGAGACAACGGUCGUCUCGGUCGUCUGCAAGCGCUGUCAGGACAAGGACCGACUUGCCGGCAGAUGUGGACCGGUACAUGGAAGACCGCAGCCAGCUCUGCGAGGCCGAAGCGUCCAUUGGCUUUGAGCACCGCUGCCGUGUGCGCGCAACAUCACUCGAGAAGACCGUCGACGGUAUUCUUCACAGACUGCGCCGGCUCGACAAGGAGCAAGUCUACGACGCCGCCGAGGCGAGGCCGGGCCAUGGCGGGCAGAGGCAUCCUCGCUUCGCGGGCGAUCAUUUUCUAAGCAACGUCGACCUCAUCCAAAAGACGCGUCUCUUCGAUGUGGCGCGCCACAUGCCCAAGGGUGCGCACUUGCAUAUCCAUUUUAAUGCGUGCCUGCCGCCUGACGUGCUUCUGGGCAUCGCCAAGGAAACGGAGCGCAUGUUCAUCACGAGUAAUUUGCCGUUGAUAGAGGACAAUGGGCGCGAAAACUACUCCAAGUGCGAGAUUCAGUUUUCCCUGCUGAGCGUGGACAAGGAGAAUGCCGCGCCAGGCAACUUGUUCAGUGCGCAGUAUCAGCCGCGGCAGACGAUGAAGUUUACGACGUUUCUAGAGCAAUUUUCGCGCCAUUGUCCUGGAGUUGAUGCGCAAGAGUGGCUGCUGUCCAAACUCGUCUUUUCUGAGGAUGAAGCUCACGGAGCAUUACAGACGGCAGCUGGCGCCUGGGAAAAGUUCAAUGGACGCACGAGAAUGAUGAAGGGCCUUUUCAACUAUGAAAAGGCGUACAGAGAGUAUACACGGCGGUGCCUCGAGGAUUUCGUCCGCGACAACAUUCAAUACGCCGAGAUACGGCCCAACUUUAUGACCACCAACCAGUUGUACCACGACGACGGAACGGGACCCAUUGACAACAAGGGCAUCAUGAAUAUCAUUAUAGACGAAGUCAAGGCCUUUCAGCAAGAUAUGGAGAAGCAGAGCCAGUACUUUGGCGGCAUCAAGGUCAUCUACUGCACGCCUCGCUCGAUGCAGCCAUCCGCCAUCAAGAACGCACUAAAAGAGUGUCUCGAGUUUAAGAAGCAAUGGCCCGAAUGGAUCGCCGGCUUUGACCUCGUCGGCGAGGAGGCGCAGGGACGCCCGCUGCGAGAUUUCGUCGCCGAGCUGCUCGAGUUUCAGGAGGAUUGCCGCAAGGCGGACGUCGAGAUACCGUUCUUGUUCCACUGCGGCGAGACGCUCGAUGUGGGCGCGCCCGCUGAUGGCAACCUCCUCGAUGCGCUGCUGCUGCGCGCGCGGCGCAUCGGGCACGGCUAUGCGCUACCCAGACAUCCGCUCGUCAUGCAGCGCAUGCGCGCCCAGGGCGUCUGUGUUGAACUAUGCCCCAUCUCAAAUGAGAUUCUCGGGCUGACGCCGCGCGUCGGCGGCCACGCCCUGUACUCGCUGCUGGCGAACAAUGUGCAUUGCGCCGUGAGCUCGGACAAUGGCGCGCUCUUCAAAUCGUCGCUCUCACACGACUUUUACCAGGUGCUCAUUGGCAAGGCGGACAUGGGCCUGUAUGGCUGGAAGCAGCUCGUGCUCUGGAGCAUAGAGCAUGCGUGCCUCAGCGACGACGAGCGAGGAGCGGUCCUGCAGCAGUGGGAGCGCAUGUGGGAGGACUUCCUGCAGUGGGUGGUGAAAACGUAUGGCUCCGAGUAA